Morone saxatilis (striped sea-bass) is the source of this 543-nucleotide messenger RNA. Its product is annotated as acanthoscurrin-2-like. Bases 1 to 543 code for a protein of 180 amino acids. The record is from RefSeq and is a predicted model, not a curated record. The transcript has 9 exons. NCBI's taxonomy places the organism in Eukaryota, Metazoa, Chordata, Actinopteri, Moronidae.
AUGUUGGCUCCAGCUCUGCUCCAGACCUCGCUGGUUCUCUGGUUGGCUCAGCAAACUCUGCAAGGCGGUGCUGGUAUUGGAGUAAAACCUGGAGCUGCAGGUGCCCUUGGAGCACUGGGGAGCCAAUAUGGCAGUAAAGCAAUGAAGACUGGAAGAGGUUACAGAGCUCUUGGAUUGGGAGGUAGAGCAGGCCUGAAGCCAGGUGGAUAUGGAACCCAGGGAGCCUAUGGCGCCAGUCUGGGCACAGGAAUGGGUUUGGGCACUGGACAUACAAAUGGAAUGGGACUGAAUCUGGGUCAGGGAGGAAAACGUGGAUAUGGGGCUGUAGCUGGCAUUGGCUAUCCUGGAGCCCGACCGGGUUAUAUUGGUGGAGCAGGAAACUAUCUGGGAGCAAACCUGGGCGCUGGGGGCUAUGGCGCAGGUUUGGGACAGGGAGCAUACCUGGGUGGUGCAGCAGGCAAACAUGCAGCUGCUGCUGCUCUUGGACAGGGUGGGUAUCCCCAAGGUGUUGCAGGGAUAUCAACUGGUGAGGCUGUGGAAUAA